AUGACCAAAGUACUCUUCUUCUUCCUCGCCUUCCUCUUCGCGACAGCACUGUCAGCACCAGCACCAGAAGAACCCAAGGACCUGGACACCGGCGCCGGGGAGAAGGGGGACCUGCAGACCGCCGCUUCAGGCUGGGGUGGCUACGGCUGGGGCGGCUACGGCUGGGGCGGCUACGGCUACGGUCACGGUUUGGGCGGCUACGGCUACGGUUGGGGCUACCCCCACUACGGUUACGGUUGGGGCUACCCCGGCUACGGUUACUACGGCCACGGUUGGCCCUACUACCACGGCUACUGGUGGUAACGUGACACAGUGAGAUUUAACGAGGCUAUGAUAAUGAAACAGGUAUUUAUUGUUUUGUGUGAUAAUGUAUUUUUAAGAAUGUUUGAAGCAAAAAAAAAAAUAGAAAAUAAAAUACCGAGUGCGU
This is a messenger RNA of Aricia agestis (brown argus), 427 nucleotides long. Its product is annotated as keratin-associated protein 19-1-like. The transcript has 2 exons. The coding region runs from base 1 to 303 and encodes 100 amino acids. Lineage: Eukaryota; Metazoa; Arthropoda; Insecta; Lepidoptera; Lycaenidae. The record is from RefSeq and is a predicted model, not a curated record.